Moneuplotes crassus is the source of this 992-nucleotide messenger RNA. NCBI's taxonomy places the organism in Eukaryota, Ciliophora, Spirotrichea, Euplotida, Euplotidae. The record is from the annotation of a GenBank genome assembly.
GAAUUAUUGUGACAUCAUGAAGACUUCAGCAUCCCAGUCGAUGUAUCAAAACUCUAGUGAUAGAAUUUCAUCCUUAAUACAGCUGAGCAGAGAAGUGAUAAAAUAAGGAAACAGCUCUAGAACAACAGAAGAGGAUCAACUUGCUGAAAUCAAAGCCAGAUGAAUUUAAUAAAAAGUUGUUCGUGAAGAAGACAUCUUUAUAUAAGCCUAACCAACAUACUUCCAAAAAUCUGGAUCCGUCCAGCUUGGCUUACCAAAUUAGCUACAAAUUUAUGCAAAGGAAAUUAUUGACUAAAAGUCAAGACAAGAUUGACGAAAAGGAGGAUGUAAAGAAGCAGGUGGGUUCAACCAAGAAGGAGAGUACCAGGUAUUCCUACCUCCAAGGCGAAGCCUACAAACCCUUACACACUAAAAGUAAAGUCAGAAAGUUGAUACUCAACAGGGCUAAGAAUAAAUUCUGUAAGGAAAGGAACAAAUUAGGAGCGAAGAGAGUGCCCCAGCUUGUUAGUCUUAAUAUCCCUGCUACUUUUCAACAGAAGAUGUUGCCAAGAGGGGUCUCUACACAUAGGAAUGGAAAUGAGAUCACUAUUGGAGGGAGCUAUGAUAAAGUAGGAGUUUAAAAAAUCUACUUCAAGGCGAAGAAUCUCAAAAUCAAGGAAGAUCCAGAGUCGAAAUGAUAGGAACAGCUUUACCCCAAAGCAGAAGGUCACGCUAAAGAAACUGAAGAAGUUAAAUGGCAGCUUGAUCACUUUGAAGAAAUCAUUGAGAAAUCUUAAAUCUGAUCUGAAACAAGAUGCUAAAACUUCUAUGGAAAGGUCUAGCUCACAGUUCUCUCUUCCGAAAGAUUUUGAUGAGCAUGAGUAUAAAAUUAUCAGCGGGACUGGAACAUCUCUAAGCGCCUACCGAUGCACCCUUGAUUUCUGUCCAUAUAGCAGAUCUGCUUCAAAGGAUCACUUCUCUCCACCAGGACCGUACACCUCCAGAGUAUAAAC